Messenger RNA from Tuber melanosporum (Perigord truffle), 1167 nucleotides. RefSeq lists its product as uncharacterized. NCBI's taxonomy places the organism in Eukaryota, Fungi, Ascomycota, Pezizomycetes, Pezizales, Tuberaceae. Gene Ontology annotation, cellular component: U2-type catalytic step 1 spliceosome; Prp19 complex; U2-type catalytic step 2 spliceosome. Gene Ontology annotation, molecular function: U6 snRNA binding; pre-mRNA binding. The transcript is spliced from 3 exons. The record is from RefSeq and is a predicted model, not a curated record. Bases 73 to 1167 code for a protein of 364 amino acids.
CUUCUUUCCUCCAUCACCACCAUCGAUACUUCUCCUCCUAUAGUCUGCUGAUAAUAACAAGAGAGAAUAAGAAUGCCCCCCGCAGGCCCAAAGUCCGACAUCAACCGCUCGGGCUCCGAAGUCACGGACUUCCCAGCCGUGUGCAACGACUGCCUCAGCGCAACUGACAACCCAUUCAUCCAAAUGAUAAAGGAAGAUCACGGCAUGGAAUGCAAGAUCUGCACGAGGCCCUUCACCGUCUUUCGCUGGGCCGCCGACCGCACAUCCCGCUUCAAGAAGACAAACAUAUGUCUAACGUGUGCCCGCCUGAAGAAUUGCUGUCAAUGCUGCAUGCUGGAUUUAUCCUUCGGCCUGCCGAUCGCGGUGCGUGACGCGGCGCUCAAGUUGGUGGCGCAGGGUCCUAGUUCGGGGAUCAACAAGGAGUACUACGCCCAGAACAGUGAGGGCACGUUGGUAGACGCGCAGGUGCCGGAGGAGUACGAGAAGACGGACGAUCGGGCGCGGGAGUUGUUGAAGAGGUUGGCUGGGAGUGAGCCUUAUUACAAGAGGAGGCGCGGGGGUGGGGGUAAUGGUAAUGAUGGGGAGGGGUCUCGCAGGGUGGGGCCUGUUAGGAAUAGGGGCGGUGGAGGUGGUAGAGGAAGGGGUGGAAAAGGUCGCGGAGCUCGCUUCCCGGGUGUCAGUCAGAUCCCCCCGGGACCGAUGGACUGGGCUCCCCCGGAAGAUACUACAAUUACUUCCCUAUUUCUCACAGGCGUGGAAGAUGACCUAGCAGAACACCACCUACGAACAUUCUUUGCCCCUCACGGCCCGAUAAAGUCCGUCGUGUGCGUGCACCGAUCCCGCUGCGCAUUCAUAAACUUCACCACCCGUGCCGCCGCCGAAUCUGCGACCGCGACAUGCCAGGGGAAGGCCGUUGUCGCCGGGUGUCCACUGCGCGUGCAGUGGGGGCGCACAAGGCCGUUGGGGAAUAUGGAUCGGGGGCAGAGUGCCGCGGUGGUUAGGGAUGUGAACCCUGCUGCUGCUGGUGGUGGGAAGGAGGAGGAGGUAGUGGAUGCCGGGGAUAUGGAAGGGCGGGAGGAUGGGGGGAGAGAUGUCAGGGAGGAAAUUGUCCUUGCAAGGCCCCCCGGGGAGGAUGAUGUUGUGUAUCCUUCGCAGGUAGGGAGCUGA